This is a messenger RNA of Polyodon spathula (Mississippi paddlefish), 1998 nucleotides long. RefSeq names its product N-acetyllactosaminide alpha-1,3-galactosyltransferase-like. Gene Ontology annotation, molecular function: hexosyltransferase activity. Lineage: Eukaryota; Metazoa; Chordata; Actinopteri; Acipenseriformes; Polyodontidae. The record is from RefSeq and is a predicted model, not a curated record. Gene Ontology annotation, cellular component: Golgi apparatus; vesicle; membrane. Bases 235 to 1041 code for a protein of 268 amino acids. Gene Ontology annotation, biological process: carbohydrate metabolic process. The transcript has 6 exons.
GUCUCGGAGAUCUGCACAACGUUUUUGGGGAAGGAGGUUGUAAACUUAGGCACAGACAAGUGGCCAGACUUCACACACCUACCCAGUAUUUGCAAGACCGAUUUUAGGGCGGUUGAAAACUCAACCUUGAAUCCAGAUCCUCAGAACCAGUACGUUUCCGCAUUCUCUAUAUGGAAAAGUGAGAAACUAUCAUUACAGGACUGGUUUCUUCCCAGCAAUAAAAUCGAGCUUCGGAUGAAGACCACCUGGAAUGCCCCUAUUCUGUGGGAGGGGACUUUUAACAGGACCUAUUUGGAAGAGUAUUACAGGAACAAUCCCGUGACCAUCGGGCUGACUGUGUUCGCACUUGGGAAAUACCUGGAUAAGUAUUUGAAGAAGUUUCUGGCCACUGCAGAUAAACAUUUCAUGCCUGGCCAGAAAGUUAUCUACUACGUGAUGGUGGAUAACCACUCCAAACUCCCGUACAUUGAAUAUGGAACCAACCGCUUAUUAAAACCCCGGGUUGUUGCAAAAGAAGCCCGGUGGCAGGACAUCAGCAUGAUGCGCAUGAAGACUCUGGCACACAUGCUGCAGGACUUCAUCAAGGACGAGGUAGACUAUGUGUUCUGCAUGGACGUGGACAUGGACUUCCGCGCCCCCUACGGGGUGGAGACACUGGGGGAACUCGUGGGCCAGGCCCAAGCCUGGUUCAUGAAUUCACCCAAUACUGAGUUUACCUACGAGAGACGACCCGAAUCCAAAGCAUACAUUGAAAUGGGGCAGGGCGACUUCUACUAUCACGCGGCUGUGUUUGGGGGAACCCCGUCCCGGGUUUUGGAUCUAGUGAGAAGUUGCUACGCUGGUAUAAUGGAAGACAAGAAAAAUAACAUUGAGGCUGUGUGGCAUGAUGAAAGCCAUCUGAAUAAAUACUUUUUGGAACACAAGCCCACCUUGAUUUUAUCACCAGAGUACUGCUGGGAUUAUAAGAUACAUACAAAAAUGGAACAUGUCAAGUUGGCUUGGGCUGUGAAGGACUAUGCAGAAGUACGGGACAAUGUUUAACCAGCAAGGAACUAGAAUUGGGAACUGUUUAUGUCAUUGAGCUUUAAAAUCAGUUAUACCAAAGACACUUGCUGAUGAGCUGGUUGGAUUUCUCAUUGUAACAGGGUCUUGACACUUUUUGCUUUUUGCUUUCUGGACAUCAAACAGUGGAAAAUCAUCUCUCUGUGGAAUACCCAAAUGCCUUAUAAAUUGGGAGCAACUUGUCUGAAUCUGAUGAGAACAAACAUUUCUGAUAAAGAUUUAGUUCACAGUGACUUACCAACUCCCAGUAGAAACUUUAACUCUGAUUUCAAUGCUGGUUUGAAUUGGGAACAAUUGGAAAAGGGAUUGCCAUAAUCAGAUCUCCUGCAACUGUUUUCAAUGUCUUAGGUUUGAAAGGGAUAUUGGCACAUAGCAUAGGUGGGUGGGUGGGUUCAUGGUUUAUUUGCACUACUUUUAAGCACAUUUCCAGUCACUUUUUGUAAUGAAGGUUUGACUUGAGAUACAGCAAACACUUGUCAAGAAUAGAAGUCUGUUGUAGAGUUCUGGGUCUGUUUGACAGACCUGGUUGCUUAAUAACCUUGUAUUCUUGUUGUGCUCUAUCUAAAACAUACUAAGCAUACCAAAAGCACUGGCGUGUGAGUGUGUCUCAAGGAUGCAUUAAAGCAAGGGGUAAUGUGUUUGAUUUGGGCUUGUUUGUAACUGGUAGGGCUUGUGAGGGACUGGCAGUCUGAUUUCCAAAGCCUCAUCUCCUGUUUACCACAGCGUGUGACAGAGCAGAGCUGUUCUGGAACACCAAGGUGGAUCCGAGUGCUUUUAUGCUCUAAUAAAAAUGUAAUGUGAUUGGUGGAAUACAAUGCAUUUAGAAUUGUAAUAUAUUUUUAGACUGGAUUUCUUUUAUACUGGUUUGUUGUAAGGGUGUUGUAUGUUUUGAAUAGAAGAAUAAAUGGAUGAACCGUUGUUGGAAAUACUGAUAAA